Molecule: messenger RNA, 1453 nt
Organism: Olea europaea var. sylvestris
Lineage: Eukaryota; Viridiplantae; Streptophyta; Magnoliopsida; Lamiales; Oleaceae
Exons: 5
Source: RefSeq, a predicted model, not a curated record
UCGGCGGUCCUCCCGCUUGUUCAUAUUAAUCACGGUAGUACACUCGCGGUAGCGGCAAAUGUCGACGGCAGGCGCAUCAGUAGUAGUAGUUAACCACAAAAUAGUCAAUCUCAACCGGAGGAAGUCUACGCUACUAUCCUCUUCGUCAUCCUCAUUCAUCAGCACCAAAUGUCCUCCGUACAGAUACUACGGGUCCCACAAAAGGAAUUCUCAUUAUUCCCUCACUGCCUUCAAAUUCAAACGCCCAUUCUCUUCUGUAAUGGAAUGGCAAGAUUGCACGGUCAAGAUGGAAGUGGGUGUUCCCACUUCUGUUGCUUAUAAAUGUUACGCUGAUCGUGAAGCAAUUCCUCAAUGGAUGGCCUUCAUUCGGUGAGUAAAGAUUCUGGAGGAUAAGCCUGACCUAUCACGAUGGUCACUGAAGUAUCAAGCAUUUGGGCAUGAUAUUGAAUUUUCUUGGCUUGCUAGAAACAUGCAGCCUAUACCAAACCAGAAAAUUCACUGGAGAUCUCUGGAAGGUCUUCCUAACAGGGGAGCUGUGCGGUUUUUUCCUAAAGGCACUUCCUCGUGCUUGAUUGAAGUAUGACUUCUUCUAACAAUAUCCACUUUAUGCUAAUUUUGUUGGGGGGUUUUGUAUUGCUUUGUGAAAUACACUUGUAUAUUAGUGCUUGAUCACCUUCCAUUGCAUCCCGCAGUCGUGCAUUUUCACUGUUGAACUCACAACUUUAUUAAGUUAAUAAUUGUGGAUCAAUCAUCUACAGUAUAGCCUUAUAAAUGGAUGCAUAUGUGGAAUAUGUAAUAGUAUUAAAAUUACGUCUUGGCUUGUUCAUUGGGUGGGAGAAAAACCACUGAAAUCAGAGAUGAUGUUCUCGUUUCUCUUCACAUUUCGUCUCUCCAAAUACUCCACUUCUCCUUACAAAUGGGAUUUUCUUCUAUUUCAGCUUACUGUUUCAUACGAAGUCCCUCAACUUUUGAUUCCAGUGGCUUCUGUAAGUAUUCUUACACAACUGUAGAAGGCAUUGCUUUGCAUUCAAAGCCUUACAUUAAAACAUGGCUAAAAGGACUAAAUAUUUUCUGACAACAAAUAAUAAAAUAAAAAUGAAUUGUUAUGUGAAAUCUUAGAAGUUCCAUAAAAAUAUAUCAUUCUUAUUAGUUUUUAUACACUUUUUACAUGAAUGAAACAAUUCAACAAAUUUUACUUAUUUUUCUGUUUAUGUAGGCAUUGGAACCCUUUUCUUGAAAGCUUGCUAGUCCGUGAAUUGGAACGGUUUGCAAAGUUUGCUAAAAGCUAUUCUGCUGAUUGACGGCUUUCUCUGAUUUUAGUUCCUAAACUAUGCAAAUGAACUGAUAAUAGAUACUGAAAAUGUGAAGACUUUUGUCUCGUGUGAAGAUAAUGAAUUCAUUUAUUGACAAAAUAGACACUUCUAAUAUCUUACUGGAGUGGACUUGCGUCGUU